Molecule: messenger RNA, 1176 nt
Organism: Didymodactylos carnosus
Lineage: Eukaryota; Metazoa; Rotifera; Eurotatoria; Philodinida; Philodinidae
Source: the annotation of a GenBank genome assembly
AUGGCUGCCACUGGUCGUUACAUCGAAAAUAAUACUGAUGAGUUUACUAAUUUUUCAGGUGUCUUGCCAAUCGGUCAUGCACAACCGGGUUAUCGAUGCUUACUCGUGAAUGAAGACGAGGAACGAAUCAUUCCACCGUCGUGUCCAGACGACAUUGGUGAAAUACAUCUUGCAGGUCCUGGACUUUUUCAAUGUUAUUACAACAAUCCUAGGCUAACCAGUAGAACACGAGUGAUAAUUGACAAUAAACAAUUCUUCAAGACAGGAGAUUUAGGUCGAUAUAAUGCAACCGGAGAAAUUCUAUAUGUUGGACGAAUAAAUUUUCAAAUUGAAAUUAAUGGUCAGCGUAUAGAAACAGCCGACAUUGAAACGACAAUUGUAAAUUGGUCACCGAGUGAAAUUUCCGAUUGUCUCAUCGUCAAGUUUUCCCAAGGCGAUAAAGAUUCAAUUGUUGCUUAUAUCAUCUCGCAUAGCACGCAGCUUGAUACUGAAUCACUUCGAGAUCAUUGCAAAGAUCGUCUGCGUCAGUACAUGAUUCCAUCUUACUUUAUAGUACUGGACAAAUUUCCACUGAAUGCAAACGGGAAUGUAGAUAGAAAACAACUGUCAUUGCUACCACCAUUUAGUAACGACGAUCUCUUACCGUCAAUUAUUCCAGUUCAUAAGACAAUCUUUGAAGAUGCUGUCGCUGAACAGAAAAUACCUAUGAACACCGCCAGUGUCUUUUGGCUCGAGACUCUUAAAGACUAUGAUACCAGUCGGCCACUGCAGUUACCAUUCGAUCACCGCCGUGUCACUGAUGAACAUCUAACGAGACGUAACACAUCAGCAUAUUUCGAUUUUGGGGAAGCUUUAUCACAGGCUGUCAUUGGUAUCCUUUCCAUCAAUAUGGCGGGUGCUGCCUAUUGUCCCUUGUCGCCUCGAGAUCCCAAACAACGUUUACAUGCACUUGUCGAAGAAACUCGAAGUCGUCUUGUACUUGUUCACUCGCUAACGCAAGAUAUGUUUAGCAACGAUUAUGCUAGACUCAAUAUCGAUACAAUAAUCAGCAUCCAGGACGUGAUUAAUGAUACUGACCUUGAUCAACUCUCAGAAGUCACCAUGACACCGGAGAAUAUUGCCUAUAUCAUCUUCACUAGUGGAUCAACGGGCACGCCGAAAGCGGUUAGUCUUUAA